AUGACUGAAAAUAUGACACCACCAAGCAUCAGCCGCUUGAUCGACAGCCGAAGUUCAAACCUGCUCCGAGAAGCCACAGCGCUCGAACUUGAUGGAGUGAAAGUGGCCAUCUACAUCGAGUACGACGGCUUGACAAAGUGUUUCGUUACCGACGAAAACUUUCAGCCGAAUUGUAACGCGGAAAUAGACGCGAAAAUAACAAUUCGUCCAGCCCAAAUUUCGAACGAGGAAGACUUUGCCUCAUCCUCAGCAUUUGGCAGCCCUGCAUUUUCAGCGCCAAACUCGGACAUGGCCCGAGCCGAGUUGCCACUAGAAAGCGGCUCUUUUACACAAAGCAACCCUUCCAUUUGCGUUUUUGGCACCCCGGUCCUGGACAGUGUCGAGUCUCCAGAGCCGCAUUUUGCGACGCCGACACCUUGCUCUUCGGCUUUGGUGGAAUCUCCUCAACUUUGUCCCGCAUUGUCAAAAUCCGGUUCUCCAAUUCUUUCGCCACUGCCGAGUUACUGCUCCUCUGUGGAGGACGGCGACCCGGCCCAUCUCUCUCAGGACUCGACAGCAAACGCCGUGGGGCCUCCCCGCCUGCUUCCAAGUUUACUUCCUUUGCCAUGCUCGAAUUUUGGUACCCCAGAAACUAGUCCUUUUAUCCAAUUCCUGAGCACCUAUCUGGCACGCCAGUCUGAUUCUUUGGCGAACUCGACCAUCCUCGAGCGUUUGCUUGAAUCGAGCUACGCAAUUAAUGCAAUUGGCACUCUCCCGAGCGGGAGGCCUAGAAAAAGGAGGUGGAUCGAAUAA
Pyricularia pennisetigena is the source of this 792-nucleotide messenger RNA. RefSeq lists its product as uncharacterized. The transcript has a single exon. Lineage: Eukaryota; Fungi; Ascomycota; Sordariomycetes; Magnaporthales; Pyriculariaceae. The record is from RefSeq and is a predicted model, not a curated record. Bases 1 to 792 code for a protein of 263 amino acids.